ACCCAAUGAUGUCAGAGGCUUAGUGGCGAAGGGGUUUAUCACGUCUGCUGUUUGUGAGUCAUUUACUCCAAACACUUGCCGAUUGUUUCAGAGGACCGUGGACCUGGAAGAACAUAUCUGACCAAGGUUGGUGAUUUGAAGCAUUUUGGUGGUGAUGAACAUGCUGGAAGAUGUCCCGUUUCAGACCGAGCUGGGUCCACUGGAGGAAGAAAUGCAGCUGUUGCCUGCUCCGGACAUUACUCUACCAGACUGCCGACAGAUAAUGAAGGAAACUGAGUACGGAUUCAACCUGGAGAGAUGGAUUUUAACUGGCCAGCAGCCAGUCUGCCAGGCUCCAUCCUGCCCACCUUACUGGUUGAUGUUCAGCAGCCCUAAGGAGAGUCACAGAGUCACUCCCAGGAGCAGCGAUCAGUGGGCCCCCAACCCUCGGCCCCGCAGCCACAGCUUGAACUCUGCAGACGCUCACUGGCUGCGCCAUCGCACUGUCAAGUUCCUCGUAUCUGACUCUGAUGAUGAAGAUGGUUAUCAUGAGGACAAUGAAAUGUCCUCUACUGAAGAUGCCCCUCACCUCAUCAAGGGCAGGGAGCGGCCCCGGAGCGCUUCACUCAAAGACCCGAUCUCCAGAGUCAAAGACAUGCACUUUGUUGCUUCCCCUCACAAUUGUAAGACUGGCUCAGCUCAGUGUUUCAGAGGCCACAGGGACACGUCUUCUCCCCAAGAGUGCAGACAGCCUCUGCGUGUGCUCGAGCAGCACAGAUCACAGCAGGCCAGCCCGCUCCCUCAGGGCCAGAGGAACAUCAAGAAGAGGCAGCGCUCUUCAGGCAGGAAGUUCUCCCAAAACACACCACCCGCUGGACCUUCCCCCCCAAGGCAACAACAACGACCCUCCUCUGCAGGGCCUGUUUUGAAAAACCGCAGAAAGAAGGUUCUGACGAGCGGUGCCUCUCGGGGGGUUUUCUUCGACUGUGCAGCAGAGCUUUUGACAGCCCUCAGCCAGGAAGAGAGAGAGUUACUUGAAACAAUCACUGAGAAAGGCUACCCUUUAAGAACAGCUAUUCUGGCACUGCAGAAGACAGGCUAUAGGAGCCCUGAAAAGGUGCUAAAAUAUCUGGUUACCUGUGAUCGUCUGUGCCAGCUGGGUUAUGACCAAGCACAGGUGGAAGAGGCUAUGGAGAUGUUUCAGAACUGUGAAAGCAAGGCUGCCGAGUUCCUACGCCUGUUGGCUCAGUUUAAUGAGAUGGGCUUCCAGCAAAGCGCAAUCAAAGAAGUGCUGCUUGUUCAUGAAAAUCACCGUGAGAGGGCUCUUGAGGAGCUCAUGACACGCAUGGCUUAAAUAAGUCAUCACAUUUCCAGUGAAAAGAAGGGAAGGACUUUUACAUCCACUCACUAGAAGAGCACUCGUGAGAGCUCAGUUCCUCCAGACCAGUCCCCUACCUAUAGUUUUAUAGAAAGUUGGAACAAUACUUUAAAAAUUACAAUGAUAACUCUGGCAAGGAUUUGCCUCUGGCUGAAUUCAAAUACUGCGUUUUGGCUUGCACUCAGCUGAAGUAAAACCAUGUUCAGCUGAAAGAUGGGGGCAGGAAUGACAGGAAAAUAAUAGUCAAAGAGAACAAACUGCUUUGAAAACGUUUAUUUACAGGUUAAAGAAAAGAAUAAAACCACCCUAUGUUUGGUUUCUGAUGAGCAAAAUUAGCUGUCAAUCCAGCUCGAAAAACAAAAUCAUGGUGCCACUUUCCAAUUUCCACUUUAGUAAAACAGUAGUGCUCUAGAUAACAGAUAAUAUUUAAUUUAAGCCAAAAUAGGAUCAAAUAAAAAGACAUCGUAAAAAAUUCAAAAAUGCCAGAGAAAUGCAAAGAGCAGAGGAAACCCUGGAAUAAAUUCUAAUAAAGAGAAAUGUUGGCAAAAUAUUUACAGUUUUUUGUAAGAAGUUCCCUCUUGUUCAUUGUGUCAACAAACUGGAGGUAGGUGACCCUCUGUGCCAGAGCAGCUCCUUUGAACCAU
Messenger RNA from Pelmatolapia mariae (spotted tilapia), 2001 nucleotides. RefSeq names its product ubiquitin-associated protein 1-like. Lineage: Eukaryota; Metazoa; Chordata; Actinopteri; Cichliformes; Cichlidae. Gene Ontology annotation, cellular component: ESCRT I complex. The coding region runs from base 155 to 1333 and encodes 392 amino acids. Gene Ontology annotation, biological process: ubiquitin-dependent protein catabolic process via the multivesicular body sorting pathway. Gene Ontology annotation, molecular function: ubiquitin binding. The record is from RefSeq and is a predicted model, not a curated record. The transcript has 6 exons.